Messenger RNA from Brassica rapa (field mustard), 2320 nucleotides. Its product is annotated as transcription factor MYB30. The record is from RefSeq and is a predicted model, not a curated record. Gene Ontology annotation, biological process: response to auxin. Lineage: Eukaryota; Viridiplantae; Streptophyta; Magnoliopsida; Brassicales; Brassicaceae.
AAUAUGUUUGCAAAAAAACAUAAUUUUAAUAUGUAAUUCAUUAAUUACUUCUAUUUUAAUAUAAUGUAGAAUAUACUUAUAAAAUUUAUAAAAUUAGCAAAAAAUUCAUUAUUUUGUUUAUAAUAAAAAAUUAAUUAAAAUUAAUUUAUAAUAAUAUUAUACUACUGAUUGCGAAAUUAAUCAGUGCAUUAAUGAAAAGAAUAUUUAAAUUUUUAAAAAGAUUUUGUUAGAUUUUUUCUCAACAGAUUUUGUUAUUCUAAAACUAAAAUUUAAAUUUAUAGUUAAAAUGGAUUUGUUAUUAAUAUCCUUAUAAUUAUUUAGAAAUAUUAUACAUUAAAUAAACUAAUGUAAAUAAUAAAAAAAUAUUUGAAUAUAUAGACUUAGAUUUCUAGUAUGACUAUUUUGUAAUAGAUAAAAAUGAUAAUUUUCUUUUAAUAGAGAAGAUAAUUAGUUUUCAUGGAGAACCGAAACAGCAAAAAUGACGCAGAGAAAAUAUCGUUCGUCAAAAUACCAUAUCAACAUUUCUAUUAUUAACAAAGCCUAUGCACUACACAUAAAUGCAAUAGGCACUAUUCAAUUCUUAAAAUUAUCGUAGCAAUAAAUCAAACACUAUAGAGGGAGAUAUCUUAUCAAAUAUCAUUAUCAUGUUAUCCUGCAUGUCCCCGUUAUUAUUGAUAUUUUAAAUAACACAACCUAAUUAUAAUAAACUUUUUGAAUAUUAGGGUUUUUGAGAGGAGCAAGGCCACAUUGAAUGCCACGCGGUUUUGUGUAGAGGGUAGAGACUUUUCCGUUUGCCACACAGCUGACUUUGGAGGAUUUACCUCCACUUUUGUAGUUAAUGCUUUACACAUUUUUAUUUUACUUUAUUUUUAUUUAUUAAAUACUCGAUUUUGAGAGACCCAAGAGUCCAAGACCAAGAGGGGUCAGCAUAUAUAUAUAGAAGAAGAAGGUGGACAUAGACAUUUGUCGCCAAGCUUAGCCAUUAGAUCCAUCCAAAGCUACUAAUAAGUGAGGCUAAGUUACUGUGACUCAUCAACAACUAAAGUUGUUUCAGUUUUCUUCUAUUUUCUUGGCAAAGAGUUGUGAGAAUUUAAGAAAGGCAAAAAGAGGAAAGGAGGGAUUAUUAAUUAAUUUAUUGAUUAAGAGAGGUAUCAAAAUAAUGGUGAGGCCUCCUUGUUGUGACAAAGGAGGAGUGAAGAAAGGGCCAUGGACUCCUGAAGAAGAUAUCAUUUUAGUUACUUACAUCCAAGAACAUGGUCCUGGAAACUGGAGAGCUGUCCCCACUAAUACUGGGUUGCUUAGAUGCAGCAAGAGUUGUAGGCUUAGAUGGACAAACUAUUUAAGGCCAGGAAUCAAGAGAGGCAACUUCACAGAACAUGAAGAAAAAAUGAUUGUCCAUCUCCAAGCCCUCUUAGGCAACAGAUGGGCUGCAAUUGCUUCAUAUCUUCCACAAAGGACAGACAAUGACAUUAAAAACUAUUGGAACACUCAUUUGAAGAAGAAACUCAACAAAGCCAGUCAAGAUUCUCAUCAAGAACUUGAUCAAUCAAGAGAUCGUUCCUCGAUCUCUUCUUCUCCAUCAUCUUCUUCUGCAAAUUCGAACUCUUACAUACCAAGAGGUCAAUGGGAAAGAAGACUUCAAACUGAUAUUCACUUGGCCAAGAAGGCCCUCUCCGAGGCUUUGUCGCCUGCCGUAGCACCGAUCAUUACGUCAACGUUGGCCACUACGGCGACAACAUCAUCUUCUUCUGAAUCAAGACGUUCUUCUUCCUCAACAUGCUGGUUUCUUCGGGUGCAAGAAACAUCUACCACAUAUGCCUCUAGCACCGAGAAUAUAGCGAAAUUGCUUAAAGGGUGGGUGAAGACCUCACCAAAGACUCAGAACUCCGCUGAUCAGAAGAAUCCUCCAGAUUCUGAGACAAAAGAAUUGAUGAAGAGUGAUGAUGUUCAGAAAGACUGUGCAGGGGGAUUUCAAGCAUUUUCCGGGCUUGAUCACUCGAACGAUUGUGACUCACCAUAUCAUCAGACUAAACUUUCACCUGAUCAUGAGACUAAACAAGCCAUAACUGGAUGUAGUAACCAAAGUCAAUUGUCCUUGUUCGAGAAGUGGCUGUUUGAGGAUUUUGGUGGACAGAUUGGUGAUAUUCUGUUGGAUGAAAACCCUAACUUCUUCUGAAUAACUUGGUUAAUCAGACGGUUCUAAAUUUAGGAUCCUCUUUGUUUUUUUCUUUUUCUGAUUUUUUUUUUGGGAUUUCCGAAUUAAUUUGCUUAGAUUAUCGUGAGCUAAGUCUCUAGUAAUUUUUUUUAUUUUUCUCGUUAA